Drosophila hydei is the source of this 510-nucleotide messenger RNA. RefSeq lists its product as uncharacterized. The transcript has 3 exons. Lineage: Eukaryota; Metazoa; Arthropoda; Insecta; Diptera; Drosophilidae. The coding region runs from base 1 to 510 and encodes 169 amino acids. The record is from RefSeq and is a predicted model, not a curated record.
AUGGGCGUCAUAUACAAGAUACUAAAGCAGCAACGCCACCUCAGCAUGGAGCUGAACACGGCGACCAAGUGCAAGGUGCAGGCGGCCAUUAAACAGCGCCAGCUGCACCGCCUGGAGCAGCGCACACAGCAGGAGCACGAUGAAUCGCUGGCCGAGCAGCAGCUGCAGCAGCUCUGCCGAUUUCUCGCCGAGAAUGCGGCACGUAAAAAACGUCAACGCCUUAAGCUCCAACAGGAUCCAAGCAAUCAUGAAUCCGCAACACAUUCACUGGCUGGCACUCACGACAUGGAUCUGCUUAUGGAGCAGCUGAGCACAUAUAGCGAUGCCACGCCCUCGCCCUCACCCACGCCCUCGCCCGCGUCCACAAGCAACAGAGCAGUCACGUCGGCUGCACCACGCGUUAGCAUCUUGCUGAAGAUCCGCCAUCAAAUCUUCGAGCGCAAGCGUCAACGGCAGCGCCAGCUGGCGGAGCUGGUGAAGCAGCGCAUGGUGGUCUGGCGACCAUGGUAA